Solea solea (common sole) is the source of this 6491-nucleotide messenger RNA. It is a transcript of the gene neurod6b, whose product is annotated as neuronal differentiation 6b. The transcript has 3 exons. The coding region runs from base 4187 to 5182 and encodes 331 amino acids. Lineage: Eukaryota; Metazoa; Chordata; Actinopteri; Pleuronectiformes; Soleidae. Gene Ontology annotation, molecular function: protein dimerization activity. The record is from RefSeq and is a predicted model, not a curated record.
UAAAACUCAGAGUUCGAAAACGCAUGGUUUAUCACCUCAAAGCAUUGUCAAAUAAGUUUUUAGCUUAUUAGGAGCGAGUCUUGUAUUUUUAUUGGAUAAGAGGAGCCGUUUCACGUGUGAGCCCUCUUAGAGAACUCCGGAUAAGAGCAUCAGGUAGUUCUUGGAGGAGGGCACAGCCUUAGGCCAAAGAUUUAAGAUGAAAGUGGCUGAUGGAGUGUGGACCAGACUAGAGGAGGAGAUGAGUAGGACCUCACAACAGGUGUGAAAUUGUAUUCUGAGUUUGUAUGGCCAUCUAUUGAAUGCAGAAUAAAAGAUAAAUGGCCCAGAUAGAGGAAGGCCUUGAAGAGGCAGCUGUUGGCCAUGAUGACAACUCGUCUGAUGAAGGCUGUACAGCUACAGUAGCAACACAGGUUUCCUCCAGCUGGGAUUGGCUCCUAAACCUGUGCAUCUCUCACGUACGGAGGCCCAGAAGACUCAACACUGACGGUAGACAAUGAUACUUUACCUAUUCUGGUAUAUGAGGUGUUAAUAAAGAGCAACAUUUCCGUGAUUUGGGAAUGUUUAAUUAUAUGAAAAAAAGACUACUAAUCACACCAGUCCCAACAUAAACAACCGCUUUAUGGUGUGGUGUGAGAAUGUGAGUCUGAAAUUGUUUAACAGCAGACGUAUUCACCACGGUAUUAGCUAUCAACACACACUCAGACUUGCACUUGUUUUUUUAGGGCAGCUCAAAGACGUCAUCAUUUAGCAUUUGUGUUUUGGGUUCAGAUAUUUAUACAUACACGUGAGUGUAAAGCAAUGCAAAAUAAACAGCGAGAGUUGUUGAAAAACUGAAAAUGAACUGUUGAGACUUGAUUAUAGAGUCAGCGAGAGAUGGGGAGGUGGGGGCACACAUGCAUUGCCUUUGUGUCUUUGAGUUUAUUUUUGGAGUUCAGUUCUCUUGCUUCACGCGGUUUAACUAAAUAAAUUAGUGUACAGAAGUGAUUGCAAACACAUGUAGUGAAUUAGCUUUUUGUGGAGAAUGAUAAAUCACUGGCAUAUCAUCACAUAUCUCCUUGACCACUUCCAACAUCACACUCAUCAUCCAGACACAGACUCCCUUUUAAACGCUGACAUCCAUUGAGAAACAUUUGCAACUCAGCAUGCUUUCAGCGGCGGAUUCAUUUGCAGCUCUACACCACGGCUCCGUGUCUAUAAAAGCUGAUAAUGUGAUAAUUAAAGGAGCUGACAGGCAAGAAGUCAGCGAGAUGCCUGAUUUACCAGCCGCUGCUAUUUGUUAUCCUUCUCAGAUUACAGCGCCUCCACCCAUGUAUUGUAUGGGACAUAAAGUAUCAGCGGAAACAAUUAAUUAGGUAAGGAAUGUUGUGAAAGCAUGGAAAGUCGAGGGGGUCUCAGUGGAGGACGCCGUGAUGGUAUCGUCCCGGAAACAUCACAGGAUCUGAUUCAAAUCUGAACACAGGCGUUUCCAGCAGACAAAAGAUCACUGCCAUCUCUCCCUCACUCUCUCUCGCCAUCCUCUCUCAACCACACUAUGAUUUAUUACCUGAAAAGACAAGAGAACUAAUUAGUGGAGUAAUUAAUUAAUAUAAAUUUGCAUAUUUGCAUUUGCAAUUAGUGCAGUCAACUGAUUAGUCUGAGAUGGGGAGUUUGACUUAUCAGAUGCUUGUGUGUGUGUGUGUGUGUGUGUGUGUGUGUGCGUGUGCAUGCGUGUCCUGGACCAGAACGAUCAGUCGACCAGCUGAGGCAUUUUGAAGAAGGGGAGGGGGCUGAGAUUAAGGAACUGUAUUUCUUUUAUACCCCAUUCCUUUAUUUUGGGCUGUACACAUGUACAGUAUGUGUGUGUGUGUUUGUGCACAUGAACACCACCCACACUCCUGGUGCAUAUACACAUUCUGCAGUGAAGUGCUGUCACCGUAGAAAGUGUGACUUUACCGUCACAUCAUCUCCGAGCGACGCUUUAAACUCACUCCCAGGUGUAAUCACCACGCUACACCAAGGCUGUGCGGCCGGGCCACACCGCCGCUGAUCGAUGUCUUGUAAUGUCCAAUACAGAGAGAAUAAGUCGCUUUAAUUGAUUCUCCUUGCAACAAGGUCAUUCACAGGCACAAGCUCGUGUGUGUGUGCGUUCCACAUAACUGAGGAGGGCAUAUACCCAUAUCAAGUGCCAGCUGUGCCCCACUGUGGAUUUGGCAGCCUGCCACUGGGCCUUUUUUCCGUGGGGUGUACUUAAUGUCUAUGGUCCUGAGGUAGCAGCACUGUGCACACUCCUCUGGUAUGCCCAGCCUCGCCAUUCAAGGCGCCUGGUGGAAUUUAUCAACCUAUUUUAUACAGAAAGUAUCCAUCAGUACAUUAAUCUUUCGUGGCUUAAACCUUAGAUGUGAAGAUAUGCUGCUUUUUAUUUCUCACUGACACAUAUUACGUGAGAUUACAUAUAGGGUUCGAAUCAAUAAUCAAAAUAAUGAUUUUGCAUAAAUUGCCAUAUUGUCAACUCUGCUUUAUUGCUCUGCAUAAUUGAGUAAUGUUCUACAAUUUUAUAUUCUGUUUUUCGGUUGACAGUGUUACAUCUGUCCAGGGACGACACAUGGAAAAUAGCCUCUCUGCUCACUCUGGUACACUUAAAGUGCACUGUUUAACUCAAGCCUUCAUUUUCCUUCAAAUAAAGUACAAACAUUAACAUUCAAUUGAGCAGUGACUAUAGAUUAUAACUGCCCUACUAGUAGGAAAGACACAUUUUGUCUAUAUGUCAUUUUAAAGUCAAACACAAAUGUGGUGAGAAUGUAAAUCAGCAGUCUGAUCUGGCUCAGUCGUCUCUAUAUAUAACAUUUAUGGGACACAUUUUCGUAUUGUUCUGUUGACAAUAGUCUGAUAUGUGUUAAAGCGUUGAAGCUGUGACAUCACAUUUGUGUACAUUGUAUAUUCACUGUGACAUCACCUCUGAUGUUAGUAUGCUGAGCUGUGAUAAAGGCUCCCGGAGCUGUCCGAGCAAGACCUUCAAGUACACAACAUCACAUUUAACGCACUGUGGUAUACUGUGUCAUUUUCGAUCCUCUGUCAGUCCAGACGUGCCUUUUGUGUCCUCCUUAUUUGCUGCUCCUCAUUCAUAAUUGCUUUAAUUUCAUGUAAUUUAAUCAAGGGGAGGUCUUUGUGGAAGAGUUAAGCCUCGUGCUGCCUCCCUCUGUGUGGAGGAUGAGACGCAGUUCAGUUAUGCAACAGUACAAAUAUGAAGACCCAAGUUUUUAAGUCCCAAACUUAAAGUCCCGAAAUGUAUUUAUUUAUUUUAUUUUUAAUUUAAUUUGGGUUAUUUAUUAAAAUCUUGACUUGCUGUUCAUUUUUGUAUCUAUUUAAAAUACGCUGGUUGCCCCCUCCUAGCUAUCUAUUUUUUACUUCUCCAUCUCUCCAUCAUCCAUCUUCUGCUCAUUUCACCUGUUGAGGAACUCUGUCACGCGCGCCCUCCUCUCCAUUGUUCCAGGACGAAAAUUCAUACAUUAAUUCAUCUUUCUCACAAGAAGAAGAAGAAGGCGCCGAUAUUCGUUGUUAUCCCUCUCCGGUCUGUGUUUGUGACUGUAAACGCGGGCCUCCCGGUGCCCAUUACCGGAGCUGCCAGAUGAUCGGCGCGGAAUGGAGGUCCCACGGGACACUGAGCACGUGGUCUCUGCUGCCACAAGACGUCAGCGGCAGAUGGCAUGGGUACCCGCUGUUGGCAUGAGUGUCAUUCCUCAAAGAGGGGGGGAGAGAAAGAGAGAGAGAGAGAGAGAGAGAUCCAGCUUUUUCCCUUUAAUUAGAGGUUUAGACGCUGCAGCGCACAUUCACUGGAGAUAUUCGGGACCAUGCGAGGUGCACGCUGACCGCAGGUUAGUGUGAUUUCUAUCAACUUGUUUGUGAAAUGUUCCUCACUCUUUCGGGUUUUAUGUAGUUAUGCUGAAUGAAUUUGUUGUAUACAUUUUGAAUAAUAAUCAAAAAAAUAAUUACACUAUCAGGUCUAACAAAACAAUUGGAAUAAAUGCAAAGAAACUAUAAAGUUGACUGUCAUUGAAAGUGCUACAAGCUGUGACAUUGGCCUUACACUUGUCUGCUCCUCUUCCUCUCGGGAGGAGGAACCAUUCACGAGGUAAUUAAGUGACAACCUUGAAAAGACGUCGCUCUGUAUAUAGUCUGAUCCUGUCUCUGCUUUGAUCGCACAGGAAAUAUGUUGACGCUGCCAUUCGAUGAACCCCAUAUGAUGUGUGAGCCGCGGUUUGGUGCCGAUUAUCCCCGUGACAGUUUACCUGAGAGCCUGGAGCACGAGAGACAGCGCAACGCCGACAGGCCAGUGAUGCGGGAGGCCGAGGACGAUAUCUCCGACAGAGAGGACGACGAAAGAGACGACGACCAAGACGAAGAAGGACUUCCUAAAAAGCGGGGGCCCCGGAAAAAGAAGUCCGGCAAGGAGCAGGAUAGGUCCAAACUACGGCGCAUGGAAGCCAACGCCCGCGAACGCAGCAGGAUGCACGGCUUAAACGCCGCGCUGGAGAGCCUGCGCAAAGUUGUCCCGUGUUACUCCAAAACUCAAAAACUGUCCAAGAUUGAGACUCUCAGACUGGCUAAAAACUACAUCUGGGCCCUGUCAGAGACUCUGAGCGCGGGGAAGAGACCGGACCUCCUCGCCUUUGUACAGACUUUGUGCAAAGGAUUAUCACAGCCCACCACCAACUUGGUGGCGGGUUGUUUGCAGCUGAACGCCAGGAAUUUCCUCACUGACCAAAACGGGGAGGUCAUGUUCCCUGGCAGAUCGCCCUACGAUGCCAUGUACUCGUACCCCGGCACAGACAUGAACACGCCCCCCGGCCACAGCAGCAGCACCUUGGACAGCGGCGCCAAAACGUUCCGGCACUACAGCUACAGCGGCGCCUACGAGCCAUACUUCGAGAACCCCUCCCCGGAGAGCGGGAGCCCGCACUUCGAGGGCCAGCUGAGUCCCCCGAUGAACUUCAACGGGAUUUUCUCCCUAAAACACGAGGAACCGCCUGACUACGGCAAAGGCAGCCACUAUGGCGUGCGCUACUGCGGUGCGCCAGGGCGCACGGCUCUUGCGCACAACUCCAUGUACCGAGUCUCCCCAGAGGCCCGUUUCCCGUACGAUCUGCACGUCCGCAGCCAGUCCUUCCAAGCACAAGGGGAAGUUAAUGGAUCUUUCCAUAAUUAAUCAAUCAGCUGGACAAAGUUCAAGUUUCAGAAGCGAUGCAAUUUUCUCCCCCCGCAGAAUGGAACCAAACUCCAGAAAUACAGAUGCACAGCGAAAAAAAUGUCUAUUUUAUCAUUUUAAAUGCAGUAUUGUUUUUUUUCUUUGAAACAAAGCAAAAGCCUGUAAAUGAUAUAUGUUGAUUUCCUUUGUUCUUUAUUUUGAAUUUGUGUCUGAUUUGAGGCAAAAAGCAGGAAAGUUGACUCUUCUAAUUUUAUUUAUAGAAAACGAAGACAUUUGCAUCACAAUCGAUGUCACAGAAAAUCUUAUUAAACAUCUCGUGUGUAAAACAAUUCAUGGUACAUAUAUCAUGACAGUGGAGGUUAUACUUUUAUAUCACUAAAUUAAUUCCCGUUGCAAAAUAAUAAUAAUAAUAAUGAUGAUGAGAAUAAAAACAAUGGUGGAGUGUUCACUUCACUUCUGAAGUUUUCUGACCCAUAAUUGGACUUCAGCGAUUCAGUCUGUUGGCAAUAAAGGUCAACUGAGCUAUGCAAGGCAGCCAAAUGAAAUCUUUGCUUAUAUAAAUAAAAAAAAAAGAAAAAUGAUAUAUGUCUAUUUCCUCAAGGCGUUUCUCAUAAUCGAAUAUCUAAUUAAAACGGUGGCAAUCACACGAAAUUAAUUAUGAGAAAAGAUCCAGUUUGGAGAGACGUGCACGUGUUUAGGAGACCUGGUGAUGAUGAUGAUGUCAUCUGAUGAAUUAAAUACAGGAAGUUGGGGGGGGGGCAAGAUAAAUUAAAUGCAUUUGUAUUUGGAGUAAAUAGUGUGGUAACGAGGUGAAUGUAUAAAUAAUUAUUGUAUUUAUUUAUUAAUUGAUUGAUUUAGUUCAGCUUAUUUAUUCCGAGUCCGUCGAUUUGAAUGUGGAUAAUAUAUUAUUAUAGAAAAAUGAUAUUGUACAAUUCAACCACAACAGUGUGACCUUUUAUGUGAAUUUCCACUUGUUCGGAAGUUUCUUUAUGUUUCAUUGUGUACUGAGCGUUGGAAGUAAAACAAAAAAACGAGAAAAAAAAACAUGUUUCAUUCUUUUCGCGUGAGGUGAAAACAGACUUUUUCAACACAAACAAAAAUAAUAGUAUAUGAGAAUAAAAUGCCUUAAAAAAGGGAGAUGGCGGCCGUCAAUAUGCAACGAAAUGAAAGUUUGGGAUUGUUUGAUGUGAACUUUUUACACUUGUCCUCGCUCCUGCUGCUGCACAGGAGCAACUGUGAUGCACUCCAUGUUAUUCCUGCACAAUGUUGGUGACUGUACUCACAUAAACUCUGUUGAUUUUGUAACUUU